UUUUUUUGCACGCGGGGGCGAGGAGAGAUGACGUCAAGCCGCUAAACGGCGCCGUGUUGUCAGCUGCUGGGAAAAGACGACCGAAAAGAAGUGCUCGUGUGUGUAUUCUCGGUUGAUUCGUUUGCCUUUUUAAAGCCUUCGCUAUGGCCGCCGCCAAGAUGCGAGCGGUUGUUCCGUAAGCGAGAGCCUCGCUGAGACCGACGUGGGAUAACGGGCCCCUAGAACCUACUCAGGUCGCUUUCGGAGCCAUUUUUGUCUGCUGGCAGCUGGUGACACCGCCAUGAACGUGGGUACGGCACACAGCGAGGUGAACCCCAACACGCGCGUGAUGAACAGCCGCGGCAUGUGGCUGUCGUACAUCCUGGGCAUCGGCCUGCUGCACGUCAUCCUCCUCAGCAUCCCCUUUGCCAGCGUGCCCGUGGUGUGGACCCUCACCAACCUCAUCCACAACCUGUGCAUGUACCUGCUCCUGCACACCGUCAAAGGGACGCCUUUUGAGACUCCUGACCAGGGCAAGGCUCGCCUCCUGACGCACUGGGAGCAGAUGGACUACGGCGUGCAGUUCACCGCCUCACGCAAGUUCCUCACCAUCACGCCUAUCGUCCUGUACAUCCUCACCAGCUUUUACACCAAAUACGACCCCGUGCACUUCGUGGUCAACACGGUAUCGCUGCUCACCGUACUCAUUCCCAAGCUGCCACAGCUGCACGGCGUCCGCCUCUUCGGGAUCAAUAAGUACUGACCAGGGAAAUGGGAUGAUUGGGGGGCGGAUGGGGGGGGGGGGUCCUGCAAUCUUUUUCGUCCCCAAAAAUGGAGGUCCCCAUGCCAUUUUUACAUGGGGACCCUGAAAUGCCGUCGCCCCAGAAGACGCGCCUGCACAGAGGACAAAGCAUGGAAAUGUUUUUGGACUUUCAGACUGUAAAGCGUUCGGACGGGAUUAGAUGCUAGUUAGCAUGUUAGUAUACGUUUCUCAUACGUUUUCUCAGACGAGUGCGAGAAGUGGGGAGCCUCUCCACCCGCUAGUGCCAGAAGAGGAGCUUCCUAGCAUGCAUCGGUGUGUGUGGUCCGCAGCCACGGCCGCUCUGGUCGCAUCUCAUGUUGAUAAUUCAUAUUUAUUAUAAUAAUUCUUAUUGUUCUUGUCUGUUUUGGCGUACCCGCUGUCGCCAUUAAAAGGGCUGAAAUGGAAGAUUUGUUUGAUUUUUAGGGAAGUUGUUAGCUCGUGGUCACGUGAUCUUGUGUAUAAAACAUACAGAUAGAUAUACAGUAUUUUUCAAACUCA
This is a messenger RNA of Hippocampus zosterae (dwarf seahorse), 1279 nucleotides long. It is a transcript of the gene ormdl3, whose product is annotated as ORMDL sphingolipid biosynthesis regulator 3. The coding region runs from base 281 to 742 and encodes 153 amino acids. The transcript has 4 exons. Gene Ontology annotation, cellular component: endoplasmic reticulum membrane. The record is from RefSeq and is a predicted model, not a curated record. NCBI's taxonomy places the organism in Eukaryota, Metazoa, Chordata, Actinopteri, Syngnathiformes, Syngnathidae. Gene Ontology annotation, biological process: ceramide metabolic process; intracellular sphingolipid homeostasis; negative regulation of ceramide biosynthetic process.